AUGUCGUCCAGCCUGCCUCUGGCAGUAGGGUCUCAUCCAUUAGGCAUCAAGCCUUUGGGCAAUGCAUGGUUUGAUGGCGUGCAGAGUACUAGAUCUCAUGACUUAGGUUAUUUUUCCAAGCUGGAAGAUGCCUUUCUUCUUCAGCUUCUCAUUGAAUGGCUAGACGCACCCAGUCUUCUUCGCCUCAGUGCUGCUGGUCGGUCGUUCUAUGCCUUAGGAAACACGCCUAGUGUCUGGCGUGAAAAAUAUAUUGCAGAUUUCCAUGAAGAUAUCUUAGUGUGGCAUGGAAGUUGGCGGGCUAUGUAUGCGGCUGCUCAUCUUAAACGUCAGUCUGCAUCAGAGCAUGACUUGGCUAUGAUCCGAGCCGCAUCGCAAUGCCAAGUGUCGGCCAAAGGCGUUUAUUCUGAGGCCAUAUACCAUGAAUUCAUGACAUCUGCGUUUGAUCCAGCCCCCUUUUUGGAGCACCAUGCACGCCUCGAGCAGAAACGUUUACGGCGUGUUCGCAAAGUGUCUACCGAAGAAGCACAUGGUCAUCCUAGGUUUUCUGACAACUUCACACGCGUAAAUGCCAAAAAGAUGUCUGCAUUUGACUUUGUUUCUCACUAUGCAGAAAAGAAUUAUCCUUGCAUUUUGGUGCACGCCACAGAGGACUGGCCAUGUCGUACAUGGUCACUGGAUUAUAUUUGUCAGGCUUGGGGUAGCCGCAUCUUUCAAGCAGAAGCGAUUCGAAUAAGCGGACGAGCCUAUAUUGACUAUGCGAGGUCUUAUGGGGGUGGUGGACAACCAGACAGUCAAAUUGGAGCGGUGCCUGAUACAUCGCCCUUCUAUUUAUUUGAUGCUACCGUAGCAGCCGAGGAGGUUGAAGCAUCUAAAGGGUGGCGUAUUCCUUCCGCUAUUGUACGAUACCCGGCGCAAUACACUGAAUCUUCCUCUGACGAAGAAAGUGCUGAUGCUACACGUGCUGAUCUCUUCUCACUCAUGGGUGCCAUGCGUCCUGACUAUCGUUGGCUCAUUGCGGGGCCUGCAAGGAGCGGAAGUGGUUGGCACAAAGAUCCAAAUAUGACUUCCGCUUGGAAUGCUGUGAUGCAUGGUACAAAGUAUUGGAUGAUGCUCCCUCCUGAUGUAUCGCCUCCUGGUGUAUUUGUGUCGGAAGACCAUUCAGAAGUAACAGCGCCUGCUAGUUUAAGUGAAUGGAUGCUGGACUUUUAUGCUGAAACUAAGGCCAAACACGGGCGGCGUGAAUGUGGUGGAGAUGGACAGCUAUUGGAAGGCGUUUGCGCCGCAGGGGAAGUGAUGUAUGUCCCCAGUGGCUGGUGGCAUCUUGUGAUCAACCUGGAUGAGUCUGUUGCCCUUACCCAAAACUUUGUCAGUAAAGCCGAAUUGUCUUCUGUAUUGGCCUUCAUGAAAUAUUCGCCUGAUCAAAUCAGCGGGUUCCGUUCCAAGACCGGCAAAGAGACCUUGUACGAUACCUUCUUAUCUCGUCUGUUGGACUAUGAUACAACUAUGACACAGCAGGCUGUCAAUGAAAUGAAAAAGCCCGCCUUUUGUGCACCUGCAACGGACGUAUCCAAAGAGGAUAGUCACGUAAGUUGGCGUGAACGCCUGUGCCAAGAUGCUACAGCAACCUCGACUUGGUCACUGGCAGGAUGCAUUGAUGACAGCGAGUUGGGUGAUAUACCCUGGUCAUAG
Malassezia pachydermatis is the source of this 1689-nucleotide messenger RNA. Its product is annotated as clavaminate synthase-like protein. Gene Ontology annotation, cellular component: nucleus. NCBI's taxonomy places the organism in Eukaryota, Fungi, Basidiomycota, Malasseziomycetes, Malasseziales, Malasseziaceae. The record is from RefSeq and is a predicted model, not a curated record. Gene Ontology annotation, molecular function: cis-regulatory region sequence-specific DNA binding; protein binding. The transcript has a single exon. The coding region runs from base 1 to 1689 and encodes 562 amino acids.